This is a messenger RNA of Miscanthus lutarioriparius, 1467 nucleotides long. NCBI's taxonomy places the organism in Eukaryota, Viridiplantae, Streptophyta, Magnoliopsida, Poales, Poaceae. The record is from the annotation of a GenBank genome assembly.
AUGGACAUGAUAAUUUCUGCAUUGCUUGGUGAGGCGAUCACUAGAUCCAUAAGUUUCGUCGUCAGCAAAAGCUCCAAGCAGAAGGUGCCGGAUGUUGAGGACAGCCUCAAAAGGUUUCUCCUUCGGGCACAGGUCAUCAUUGACGAGGCCACUGGACGGGAAAUCACAAACCAAGCUAUGUUGCAGCAGCUGGGCAUGCUGGGAGAUGCCAUGCACCAAGGCAAUUACAUACUCGACACUUAUAGAUACCAAUCUCAUGAUUUGGAGGAUGGCAAGGAUUCUGUUGUGAGUCAUUCUUUGUCUCUGUGCAAAAUAAAUUUUCUUAGAGGAGUAUCUUCUUCCAAUAGAAAGACGGAGAUUUUGGAACAAUUGCAAUAUGCUCUUGACAAUUUGAACUCUAUGGUAAUUGAUGUGAAAGAGCUGGUUGGGUUCUUGACGAGCUACCCUCGGAUGUACCGCCAGCCUUAUAGCAUGCAUCUGCUGCUGAGCAACUGCAUGUUUGGCCGCCAGAUGGAAGCACAUCUUGUUAUUAGCUUCCUGUUGAAUACACAACCUCGUGGUUUUGAAGAAUUAGAGGUCCUGCCAAUUGUUGGUCCAUACGAAGUUGGCAAGAGCACCCUUGUCUCUCAUGUUUGCAAGGAUGAAAGAGUUCGUGAUCAUUUCUCAGAAAUUCUUUUAUUGAGUGGCCAUGAUUUUACAAAUUAUGACCUCGCUACACACAGCAGAGGAUGUGAGGUGGAACAUCAAAAUCAUUUGUUGAACUCAAACAAAGAUAGGAGGUUGCUUUUUGUUGUUGAAUUAGCUGGUGAUCUUAACGAAGAUGCAUGGAAUAAAUGGUGCUCUUCCUAUAAACAACACGUGCCAAAGGGUAGUAAAAUCAUAGUCACAAGCCGGUCAGACAAAAUCAUCAAGUUUGGAACAGCACCACCUCUACAUCUGAAGUAUCUAUCGCGUGAAGCAUACUGGUAUUUCUUUAAGACGCUUACAUUUGGAAGCAUGAACGCUGAGAUGCAUCCAAGGUUUGCACACGUCUCCAUGGAGAUAGCUAGGAUGCUUAGUGUAUGCUUCAUUCGUGCAAACUUCAUGGCUUCUUUGUUGAGGAACAACUUUGACAUUCACUUUUGGUGCAAGGUUUUAACCUUCUUAAGAUGGGUCAUCCAGAAGAAUGUCUCCAAAUACGGUGGGCAUCCAUUUGAUCUUAUAAACCAGAAAAGGCCUGUACAUCUUUGGAGAAUGGCCGCACCGUCUGAUGAGCUUGUACUCCAUUCUCGGUUUCAACGCUCUUCGUCGGAGGAGGUUCCAAAGAUCAGCAUCCAAGACGUGUUUUAUGGAAAUGUGAAGCCUCAUGGGAAAUUUGAGUUCCUAUCAUGGAAGUCUCGGAUUCCACCUUACUAUAGCUAUGUUACCUCUUGUGAGAUUCGACAGCAAAAAACUGCAGCUACCAAGAGGAAACGUUCUACUAAAUAA